Molecule: messenger RNA, 1268 nt
Organism: Serpula lacrymans var. lacrymans S7.9
Lineage: Eukaryota; Fungi; Basidiomycota; Agaricomycetes; Boletales; Serpulaceae
Exons: 3
Coding region: 75-659 (194 amino acids)
Biological process (GO): proteasomal protein catabolic process
Cellular component (GO): cytosol; proteasome core complex, beta-subunit complex; nucleus
Molecular function (GO): peptidase activity
Source: RefSeq, a predicted model, not a curated record
GACGCGUAUUCAGGAAACCAUACGCUUCAUAUCUAAAGGCCACAACAUACCUCUACACAGAACAUCCAGACAACAUGGAGACUUCAUUUGCGCUCACAGGGAAAGGAUAUGUGAUCGUUGCAGCCGAUACUACAGCUGCUCGGUCUAUAGUCAAGAUGAAGGUGGAUGAGGACAAGAUUAAGGAAAUCAGCCCUCACUUGCUCAUGGCAUACUCAGGAGAGCCAGGUGACACCGUUCAGUUCGCAGAAUUCGUAGAACGCAACAUACGUCUGUACCAAAUCCGCAACCUCUAUCCCCUUCGUCCAUCCGCUGCUGCAUCAUGGAUUCGUCGCUCACUAGCAGACUCGCUCCGCUCACGCAGCCCGUAUUCUGUGAACCUCUUGGUCGGCGGCUACGACACGGCGACACAUGAGCCAAAAUUGUACUGGAUCGACUAUUUGGGAACGCAGGUGGAUGUGCCGUUUGGUGCUCAUGGUUAUGGCAGUUACUUUGCUCUAAGUUUGCUCGACCGGUAUCAUGACCCUGAAGCAUCAUUGGAAGAAGGAUUGGCCACACUGAAAAGAUGCGUGGAUGAGGUAGCCAAGCGGCUGGUUGUCAGCCCUGGGAGGUAUAAGGUAAAGGUUGUCGACAAAGAUGGUGUCCGCGAAGUCGAAAUAUGAUGUACCUUUUCACACCACAACUACUGUAUUCUUGACGUACUAGGUCCCCGGGACGAAACAGGAAAGCUUGCUGUCAAAUUCCCUACUACACAUAUACAUUGUACGAGGUAACAACUUGGGACGUAAAUACGAUUGCGUGAUAAGAAGUCUGUACCAUAGUGGAUAAUGCAUGAUGGCCGACGAGUGAGAAAGUUCAGAGCGCGAGUACACUCCCCUCAACCCGAUCACCGCCCAUGAUCCUUUCUGUCUGUUUCUCGCAUUGGACUAGAUUUCUGAUACGGCCUAAAUCGUGGGCUCGAGUAUCGCUACCUAUGCUGCCGGCAGUCUGCGCCAGACACAUAUAGGCAGUCUCAAUAUCAUCCCUCCUUAAUCUGGAUCCCCAUAUGCUCCCCAUGUACGUAUCCACCAGCCGAAUUUGCUGUAGAUUCGGCAUAUCCCCUAAGGAGAACAUAGCAGCGAUCGGAAACGGGGACAAAAAGGUUGCCUGUCCGAUAUACAGAGUACGCAGGGUAGGGAUUAAAGGGAGAAGUGGGGAAACGACAACCCUGAGGUCGGGUGCGCAAAAGGCGAUAUUUGAUAAUUUUAUGUGCUGAAUAUUUGACCAACCUU